Molecule: messenger RNA, 1506 nt
Organism: Penicillium odoratum
Lineage: Eukaryota; Fungi; Ascomycota; Eurotiomycetes; Eurotiales; Aspergillaceae
Exons: 4
Coding region: 1-1506 (501 amino acids)
Biological process (GO): transmembrane transport
Molecular function (GO): transmembrane transporter activity
Source: RefSeq, a predicted model, not a curated record
AUGGCGACUCCAGGUGGAAUCCCGGAUGAAACCCCCAGCAAGAUAAGUUCUUAUGUGGAUGAAAAAGCUGAGGCGCACAAUGAGCCCUCAAGCGUCUUAUCGGAAUCCCACAAAACCUACUUGGUUGAGCGUCAUGGCAGACUCGACCUUGAUCCAAUUCCCAGUAUGGAUCCAGCUGAUCCAUACAACUGGCCCUCGUGGAAGAAAGUAACCAAUCUGUGCCUCGUCGCCUUUCAUGCUUGCAUGGGCACAUUCACCGCCGCAGCCAUUAUUUGUGCCUACGAAAAUAUCGCUCUAGAUUUGGGCGUUUCCAUCCAGCGAGUCAGCUACCUCACCUCGUUGCAGAUUGCUGUUCUUGGUGGUGCUCCGUUGUUCUGGAAGCCGCUCUCUAGCCGAUAUGGUCGACGCCCCGUAUUCCUCUUGUCGUUGAUGUUGAGCUGCGUAUGCAACAUAGGCUGUGCCAAGAGCCCAGACUAUGCCUCCAUGGCAGCCUGCCGUGCCUUGGUAGCCUUUUUCAUUUCUCCUGCCAUGGCUAUCGGUAGCGGUGUUGUCACGGAGACAUUCUUCCGCCAUGAAAGAGCGCGGUACAUGGGAAUUUGGACAGUGAUGGUGACGUUGGGAGUUCCAAUUGGACCCUUUAUAUUUGGAUUUGUUACCCAACGGGUUGGAUACCGUUGGAUCUACUGGAUUCUGGCUAUCACCAAUGGUGUCCAAUUCAUCCUAUACCUCUUCUUCGGGCCCGAAACCCGCUACAUUGGCGACGACGUCCAGAGUAAAGCUUCUGCGUUCAAGCGCGAGUACACAUCCCUCCGCCGAAUCGAUCCCACCCCUUUCAAGUUUUCCGAAUUCUUCCACCCCCUCACCCUAUUCACCAAUAUUCCUGUUCUCCUUGCUGCGAUCGCAUACUCCAUGGUCUUCCUAUUUGCCUCGGUGAUGGGCUCCGUCGAAGUCCCCCAACUCUUGCAAUCCAAGUUCGACCUAGAUGCCCAACAACUUGGUCUCCAGUUCCUGGGCCUGAUCAUCGGCUCUUUGCUGGGUGAACAACUGGGUGGCUUCAUGUCCGAUAUGUGGAUGAAUGCUCGCGCCAAACGCAUUGGCCGGAAGCCUGACCCAGAAUACCGAUUAUGGCUGAGCUAUAUCGGGUUUUUGGUGACCAUUGCUGGGAUGGUUGUCUUCUUGGUAUGCACCGAACAGGCGAAACAAGGCCAGUGGACGGUCACACCGGUUGUUGGUACGGGUAUCGCAGCGUUCGGAAAUCAGGUCGUUACUACUGUUAUGACUACUUAUGCUGUCGAUACCUAUCCCCAAGAUGCUGGCAGCGUUGGUGUAUUCAUUAACUUUGUUCGCUCGACAUGGGGAUUUAUCGGUCCUUUCUGGUUCACCGAUUUGUUCGACAGCGUUGGCAUCGCGAAGAGUUCUGGUGUGGCUGCGGCAUUGAUCAUGGGCGCCAGCUUCAUCCCUACUGCGCUUCUACAUUGGAAGGGAGAGGAAUGGUACAGCCAUUAA